AGAAAUGGACGACCAGGGAUGUCCUCGCUGCAAAACAACAAAAUAUAGAAAUCCGUCCUUAAAACUUCUUGUCAAUGUCUGUGGACAUUCUUUGUGUGAAACUUGUGUUGAGGCGUUAUUUGUCAAAGGCUCAGGAACUUGUCCAGAAUGUGGAACAGCUUUGAGGAAAACAAAUUUCAGGGUUCAGUUAUUUGAAGAUCCAUUUAUAGAAAAGGAAAUAGAAAUCCGCAAAAAGAUUCUGAAGGACUUUAACAAAAAAGAAGAAGAUUUUCAUACCUUGGAGGAAUACAAUGAUUACAUUGAAAAAAUAGAAACUAUCAUUUUUAAUAUUAUUAACAAUAUUGAUGUUGAUGAAACGAGGCAGAUGGUAGAACAAUACAAGAGAGAUAAUAAAGAUCAGAUCAGUAAAGGACGAAAUAAAAAGAGUAAAGAUGAAGAAUAUUUAGAAAGCUUAAUAGAACAAGAACAAGAUGAAAAUGUCAGGAAGAGGAAGCUGAUUAUUGAAGAGGAACAGCGACAGAAAGACACAAAAAAGAGGCACAAGGAGGCACUUCUAGAUGAAUUAAUGUUCUCAGACAGAUCAGCUAUGGAUAUACUUUCUGAACACAAAACAGAUAUAGACAAAGAGAAUGAACUCAGUGCUCCUGUGAUGCCCACAACAAAAUUCUCCACUGGAAUCAAACUGGGAGCACAGGGUCCCUUUAUGUCAGUACCCCUGGAGACAAUAGAGCUGUAUAGGUACAGUCCAGUCUAUUUUGAUGUGUUAGGACCAGAACCACCCGAUGAGGAGGCAUUAGAGACAAUCGGGUACCUUAAUCAUAUAAGGAGUGCUUCAGAGCAGGAGAGUGCAGGGGGCUUUGACUCUAAGCUGGCUUGUAUGAGGGCCCUACUGGAUGCUGUGAAUGGACUGUAUUACCUCCCGGUACAAGUCUCAUGACGAUAUUCUUAAGGAGACUUAAAUUGUUGAUGGGAAGAAAAACACUUUGCAAAAUAUUGGUAAAUGGUUUAGUGCUUCUAAGAACAAGUCUCUCAAACAGUUGGUGAAAAAGUUCUGAAGGAAAGACUAUUUUGCUGGAUAGUCUUUUAAUAACAACUGGAUUUUGCAAAUGGACACCAAAAUCUGACAGAAGAAAUGUACAUUACUGUCGGUGACGUAAAACUGAAGCAUUUCUCAUUGUUUGUAGCAUUGAUGACCUUGCAAGAUGUCUUGUUACAGGUACAAAUAUGCUAUUAGGCUUAGUGAUAUGGAAACGAGUACAUCCAAUCAUUCCAAUGUAUCUUGUUGAUUGUGACAUGAUUCUGCAUUGAAUAAAUAUCACUUUCUAUGUC
Molecule: messenger RNA, 1329 nt
Organism: Saccostrea cuccullata (small rock oyster)
Lineage: Eukaryota; Metazoa; Mollusca; Bivalvia; Ostreida; Ostreidae
Product: CDK-activating kinase assembly factor MAT1-like
Exons: 8
Coding region: 5-937 (310 amino acids)
Biological process (GO): nucleotide-excision repair; regulation of transcription by RNA polymerase II; positive regulation of cyclin-dependent protein serine/threonine kinase activity
Cellular component (GO): transcription factor TFIIH holo complex
Molecular function (GO): cyclin-dependent protein serine/threonine kinase activator activity
Source: RefSeq, a predicted model, not a curated record